AGUUGGCUCGGCCGGGCGCCCAAGGCGCCGGGCCCUUUGGAGUGACCAGCGCCCAGCGAGGGAUGGCUGCGCGGGAGUCGGUGCGGCGGCGGAGCGUGGCUCUCACAUCCGACCCGGCAAUGCGGGAGAUGGCGCACUUCGUGGGGAGCCACAGCCACGACCAGCGGCUGCAGGAUGCGGCCGACCUCCGCAGCGGCGUCCUCAAGGAUUUGCCCGACAACUUCCGGAAGGAGGUCGAGGUCCUUCGCCAGGCGGAAGCCUUCGAGGACAACCGUCCGCUGCCCGUCACGAGUACGGGCCUGCUCGACGGGCCCUCGGUGGACGCACGCCUGGCCUGGCGCCACGAGAUGGAUCGACAGGUGAAGCGGCUCAUGCAGGACACGCACUUUGCGCUGGAUGACCGCAUCAACGAGGAGGUGAAGCACACGCUGCGGGUGAAUCACGCAGACCGGAUGUAUGACUGGUACGGCAAGCACGGGAUGAAGCAAGCCCGGAAGGAGCGCGAGGCGCCGGCGCACUUGCGCUUCAACCCCGAGGACAGCGUGAUGCCGGGGUCCCUGCGCCGGCCCAAGGAGACGGCCCCGGCACUGCUGGGCACGGCGUCAACGCCAGUGCCCACGCUGACCAUCGAGGUGCCCAAGGACGAGGAGGUUGCCGCGAGGCAACCUUCGAGCCAAGUGGGCAACACCCUGCUGGCGGCGGGCCGGAGCUUUGUCAAGCCCGUCACCCCGAAGGUCUCGCCAAAGCGGGGCGCCACCAAACCCGGCACCGCUGGCGAGAUGGGCCACACACGCACGGGGCUGUGGCGCAUCUGAGGCGAAUCCCUGGGCGCGAAAAGGAUCGAAAGGGAUGGAGGAAAGGGUUGGCUACUCGGGUCCCUACUGUGGAUGGACAGCAUCCUGCACCACUUUGGAACCAUGGUUGA
Effrenium voratum is the source of this 925-nucleotide messenger RNA. The record is from the annotation of a GenBank genome assembly. NCBI's taxonomy places the organism in Eukaryota, Dinophyceae, Suessiales, Symbiodiniaceae.